AUGUUACCUUUCUCAGAUUUUGAAUUACUAACCCCUGAAACGCCAAAACAUCGUACAGGUCUAACAAGAAAAAUUCCACCAUGGACUCCCGCUCUCAUUGAUAUACUGAAAUCUUCCUGUUCAACUAGUUCAACUACUCCAAUAGGUGAGACUGCGUCAAAACGACGAGACGAUUUAGCAUUAAAAACGCCACCAUGGACACUAGUCGAAGUGGAUACGUCAAAAACAACACUACCUAAUUUUCUAUCAUCACCGGUACUCGAAUCCGUCUUACCUACUCUCAAGCAUACAACAUUAACUGAAUGCGUUGGAAUUAUUACGUAUUAUUCAUUGACAAACACAUAUCCACAACAUCAUAAUACACAUAUUGAAAAUGUAUCUCACGAACUAACUGAAUUUUUAGAGAAAACAUUAGAAGCAAACAGAGUCAAACGAAUAUCAAUAGACGAUAUUCAACAGCUAGCAUGGUUAUCAUGUUAG
Messenger RNA from Didymodactylos carnosus, 480 nucleotides. NCBI's taxonomy places the organism in Eukaryota, Metazoa, Rotifera, Eurotatoria, Philodinida, Philodinidae. The record is from the annotation of a GenBank genome assembly.